AUGUCCCUCAAGGAGACGCUGAAGUACGAGAGGGAGCGCUCCGCGGUCGAGAAGAUUGACCUUCAGGAGGAACUCGAGAAGCGCGACGAUACCAUCGCGACGCUGACCGCCAAGAUAACCCGUCUCACCGAGGCACUCCAUGUGUCAGAAGCACGGAGGAUGUCGGCAAUGCCACCGUCGGGGAACGAGCAGGCGCCGAGCGAGAGUGGCUCCGCGGAUUCGGCCAGUACGGGGGUCGGAGCCAAGAAACGGGGUGAGAAACCCCCAAAACCCCCACAAACGCUCGACGAGGCUCGUUACGAGCUCAACGUGGUGCAGCCUUGGGUCGCCGAGCCGGGAUUCGUCGACCGCCAUACCCUCCUCAAAGGCGCGACGCAGGGUGCAUACGACGUGAAGGUGCGCCGCAUGCUGGAGGACAUGGAUGCAGUGCGCCUUCUUCGCUCGAGCGACGGCGAUGCCGACACCGAAGCCGUCGUCGCUGCCCUGAACAUGAUCGCGGCGCCGGGCAUCGGGACCUUUUGCGAUGCCCUCAUGGUGCUCAAACCAGGAACCGCACCGACGAAGUCAAAGGAGCCUGGCAUGGGCGUCAAGGGGCUGGGCCCCAAGUUGGUCUCGAAGCUUUGUCUCGCCUGUGCGCUGGUGGCGGUCAACUUGAAGCCGAGCGCUUGGGUCGCCGUCCUGUUUCCAGACACCUGGGAGGAGCAGAUGCCGAAGACCGUGGCCGACAUGGCCAAGCAGACCGCACCUGUGCUGCGUCCUCUGACCAAGCGCAAGAAGGCGGCAUGA
Closterium sp. Naga37s-1 is the source of this 786-nucleotide messenger RNA. NCBI's taxonomy places the organism in Eukaryota, Viridiplantae, Streptophyta, Zygnematophyceae, Desmidiales, Closteriaceae. The record is from the annotation of a GenBank genome assembly.